UCUGCACAAAUACGAAUGGAAAAUACCUUUGUAAAUGCAUAUUGGAUAUAGAGGAAAUAGGAGAGAUUGUACAGAUAUGGAUGAAUGUGCAGAUGCAAAUGCGAAUACAUGUGAUUUAAACGCAAACUGCAAGGAUCAACAGUGUUGUUUCAUAUUGUUGUGAAUGUAAAGCUGGAUACGAAGGAAAUGGGUGACAUUUCACAGAUAUCGAUGAAUGCGUUUUCAGCCCUUGUGAUGUGAAUGCCAACUGCAGAAACACAAUUCGUUCACACUUGUGUGAGUGUCAUACUGCUUAUGAGAAAAAUGGGAGAAGAUGUACAGAAAUAUUUGUGAUCGUUGGACCUGAUGGCGGAUCGAUGGAUUCUCUUCAGCCUCCUGUUUAUUUUUGCAAUACUAACCUGGCGGAUUGAUGCAGUAAUUGAAGAUUGGGAGGAGAGGUUUCAGGUGGAACAAUCGUGGGAUGUUACGAACCUUAAAGAUGUAAAUCAAGAGGACGAAUCAAGUGAUCAGUUGUUUGCACUUCGUGAACAACCGGUGACAAAACUCUGCGUGAGAAAGGAGACUGUGGAGGCCUCACAAAGUGGAAGUUCCAAUGGAAGUGGAAAUACCAAUGGAACUGGAAGUGGUAGUGCCAGUGGAAGCACGCCAGAAAUUGACGAAUGCCAAUCUCCCUCAUGUCAUUCCAAUGCUACGUGCAAUAACACAGAUGGAUCUUAUAUUUGCACAUGUAAUUCUGGAUAUACUGGAAACGGAUUUAACUGCACAGAUGUCGACGAAUGCCAAGGAUCCCCCCUUAUUUGGCCAUGUCAUUCCAAUUCUACGUGCAGUAACGCAGAUGGGUCUUAUAUCUGUACAUGUGAUUCUGGAUAUAGUGGUGAUGGCAUUAACUGCACAGAUGUUGACGAAUGCCUAACAUCUCCACCAUGUCAUUCCAAUGCUACGUGCAAUAACACAGAUGGAUCUUACUCUUGCACAUGUGAUUCUGGAUAUACUGGAGAUGGAUUUAACUGCACAGAUGUUGACGAAUGCCAAACAUCUCCCCCUUGCCAUUCCAAUGCUACGUGCAAUAACACAGACGGGUCUUAUAUCUGCACAUGUGAUUCUAAAAGGUUUCCUGAAAUUACCAUUUCAGAUAUUGGCGAAUGCCAGAUAUCUUCUCCUUGUCAUUCCAAUGCUACGUGCAAUGUUGACGAAUGCGUAACAUCUCCCCCAUGUCAUUCCAAUGCUAUGUGCAAUAACACAGAUGGAUCUUAUAUUUGCAUGUUGACGAAUGCCAAACAUCACCCUCGUGUCAUUCGAAUGCUACAUAUUAACGAAUGCCAAAUAUCCUUUCCUUGUCACCCUGACGCAACCUGCAUUAACACAGAUGGGUCUUAUAUCUGCAGAUGUGAUUCUGGAUAUAGUGGAGACGGAUUUAACUGCACAGAUGUUGACAAAUGCCAAACAUCUCCCCCAUGUCAUUUCAAUGCUACGUGCAAAAACACAGAUGGGUCUUAUAUCUGUACAUGUUAUUCUGGAUAUAGUGGCAACGGCUUUUACUGCACAGGUAGAACGAAGUAA
Molecule: messenger RNA, 1560 nt
Organism: Dendronephthya gigantea
Lineage: Eukaryota; Metazoa; Cnidaria; Anthozoa; Malacalcyonacea; Nephtheidae
Product: adhesion G protein-coupled receptor E2-like
Exons: 15
Coding region: 346-1560 (404 amino acids)
Molecular function (GO): calcium ion binding
Source: RefSeq, a predicted model, not a curated record